AUGUACCAACCACAAUUGCAACGACGAGAUGUCGCCUAUUCCGCCUACUCUGGCCACUACCCCAACCAAUAUGCCUCAACGUCGACCGUACCAGUCUCUACCCCUUAUUUUCCUACAUUCCCCCAUCUACAACAACAGCUGCCUCAGAAGCCUCCAGAUGUCCGCCCACCGCCACCUGAACCCUCGGUAACUCCAGCCGUAGCUUCCAGAGCUAUUCAACGACUUGUCUCUUCGGAGCUGCGGUUUGCAGGGCUUGAUUCAGCACAUCAAUCCGUCGUACAACGCCUUGAAUUGGAGGUCGUCGCGCUUGUUCAGCGACUCUUUCAACGGGCCCAUGAAUACGCGAAUCUGGCCAACAGGUCGGGCGCCAUUGCAUCUGAUCUUGCACUUGCUUGCGAAGAGUUCAAUCUGCCCAUAACCGAGCUACGAAAGGUCAGAACGAGAGCCAAAUCAAAGAAAUCCAAGAAGAUGAAAGGGGCGGCGAAGAAUUUGAAUCUUACACCCAGUUUACCCAUCCUCGUACCACCACGUUCACGCUCGCCGUCUCCCGAGCUACUUGGCUCCGACGAUGAAGGCACGACAGCUAUAAUCCCCGCGACACUUCGCAAUCUGCCACCCUGUUUUCCUAGUCUACCACCAAAACACACAUAUUUACAAACUCCAGCAUCACCUCCCAAGAAAGCUGCCCUGCCGUCCCUCGAAAAGAAGCUCAAGACAGCAAGUUUGGUACAGGACUCUCUGCAAAAUUUAUUACUUGCGACGGAGGAUAACACAAACCAAGAAGAUGGAGAGUUGCUUGGCCACAUUGUCAACUGGGAAAUGGGAGUCCACCCCAGAAAAAGAUGGAAGAUAGGACCAAAGUGA
Messenger RNA from Laccaria bicolor S238N-H82, 864 nucleotides. RefSeq lists its product as uncharacterized. The transcript has 4 exons. Gene Ontology annotation, cellular component: transcription factor TFIID complex. NCBI's taxonomy places the organism in Eukaryota, Fungi, Basidiomycota, Agaricomycetes, Agaricales, Hydnangiaceae. Gene Ontology annotation, biological process: transcription initiation at RNA polymerase II promoter. Gene Ontology annotation, molecular function: protein heterodimerization activity. The coding region runs from base 1 to 864 and encodes 287 amino acids. The record is from RefSeq and is a predicted model, not a curated record.